AUGAACGUCAAGGUGAUUCCGCUGGAGGAGACGCGGUUCCAAGGCGUGGCGAACGCGGCGAAGGCGGAGACGGCGGCGGAGAGGAAUUAUAGAAUCGCGCAGUUGGUGGUGGGCGAUUGCGCGGCGCUGCUGGCGUUCGCGGCGAUCGGUCGGGGAAAUCACGGGGAAGGGAUGUACGCGGCGGAUGUCGCGGCGACGGCGGCGCCGUUCGCGCUCGGGUGGUUCGGAGCGAUGAAAAUCGGGGAUAGUUUCGGGAAAGACGCGCGGGGGAGCGAUGGAAUGAAAGCAGCGGUGAGCGCGGGAAAGACGUGGGCGGUCGCGGGACCCGUGGGUUUGGCUUUGCGCGCGCUCGGGAAAGGCGCGGCGCCGCCCGCGCCGUUCGUCGUCGUCUCGCUGACGUUCGCGGGUGCGUUUUUAAUCGGUUGGCGCUACUGGUUCGCGAACUCGAAGAGCGACUCGGGGCGCGGAAACAAACAAGGCAACCCGCUCGAGUUCAUGAACUUGCUCUUCGGCCUCGUCAAGCGCUGGUGA
Ostreococcus lucimarinus CCE9901 is the source of this 531-nucleotide messenger RNA. RefSeq lists its product with no specific name. The transcript has a single exon. NCBI's taxonomy places the organism in Eukaryota, Viridiplantae, Chlorophyta, Mamiellophyceae, Mamiellales, Bathycoccaceae. Bases 1 to 531 code for a protein of 176 amino acids. The record is from RefSeq and is a predicted model, not a curated record.